Annulohypoxylon maeteangense is the source of this 4563-nucleotide messenger RNA. Its product is annotated as vegetative incompatibility protein HET-E-1. Gene Ontology annotation, molecular function: protein binding. The transcript is spliced from 2 exons. The record is from RefSeq and is a predicted model, not a curated record. NCBI's taxonomy places the organism in Eukaryota, Fungi, Ascomycota, Sordariomycetes, Xylariales, Hypoxylaceae. The coding region runs from base 1 to 4563 and encodes 1520 amino acids.
AUGCGUCUCCUUCAACGGAAUGAUAAUGGCGUAUUUGAACUCACCAGACAUUUCGCCGUGGAGGAACUUCCUAGCUAUGCUAUACUGUCACAUACUUGGCUGUCAGAAAAUGACCAGGAAGUUAGUUACGACGAUCUAAUACAGAGCAACGCCGAAUCUAAGCCCACCGGCUACUCCAAAAUCCAAUUUUGUGGCGAACAAGCCGCCAAAGAUGGCUUAGAAUACUUCUGGCUGGAUACCUGCUGUAUUAACAGGAACAGUAGCGCUGAACUCCAGGAAGCGAUAACAACAAUGUUUGUUUGGUAUCGCAACGCCACUCGGUGCUACGCGUAUCUGACAGAUGUUUCAGUCAAAAAGACACCUCGCAGUGUCACGGCUGAUGAACCUACACGCCCAUGGGAAUUGGCCUUUCGUCGUAGCAGAUGGUUUACUCGAGGUUGGACGCUCCAAGAGCUCCUUGCCCCUGCAUCCGUCGAAUUCUUUUCUGCUGAAGGUAUACGACUAGGAGACAAGAAAUCCCUCCAGUCAGUUAUCCAUGAGAUUACAGGAAUCCCAUACGAGGCUCUCCGAGGUGACGCAGUGACGAAUUUUACUGUUGAUCAGCGGCUGUCAUGGGCAGCUAACCGACAGACAAAACGCAAAGAAGACAAGGCAUAUUGCCUAUUAGGAUUGUUCAAUAUUUUUAUGCCUCUCUUGUAUGGCGAGGGAGACCACGCGUUUGAAAGAUUACGACAGGAGAUUGAUAGGAAAGACGCAGAGAACGCCAAACGGGAUUACCUCCUGACCACGUUACCUGUCGCCUCAGAAGCAGCUUUCAAUUCGCGCCACAAUCAGCACGAACCAACCUGUCUCCCGAAUACCAGGAUGGAGCUACUCCUAGAGAUCGAACACUGGCUCGAGAGCCCCGACGAAAGGUGCAUCUUCUGGUUGAACGGGAUAGCGGGCACGGGCAAGUCUACCGUGGCUCGGACCGUCGCCAGGACUUAUUAUAACCGUGGUAAACUGGGAGCGAACUUUUUCUUUUCGCGAGGUGGUGGCGAUCUUGGCAAUGCCAUCAAGCUAGUUACAACUCUUUCCCGACAGCUAGCGGCUAGGUUACCUCCCGUAAGACCCUACAUAUGUGAGGCUAUCGAUGGGCAGGAAGAUGUUAUGGGUCUAUCCUUAAAAGACCAAUGGCAGAGGCUAAUAAUCAACCCGCUAUCAAAACUUCAUUUCAACCACCCUCGACCGACAGUUCUAAUUGUGAUUGACGCUCUGGAUGAGUGCGAAAAUGAAGGAGACGUCCGAAUCUUGAUAAGGACCUUGAGUACCGCCAGAACGCUCACUAAUAUCCGGCUGCGAAUCUUCGUCACAAGCAGGCCUGAAAUCUUGAUCCGCCAUGGUUUUACAAAGAUACCAGAGGUGGAACGCGAGGUCUUUGCCCUUCACGAAAUCUCGCCAGAUAUAGUCGACCGGGACCUCAGCAUCUUCUUUGAGAAUCACUUCUCGGCGAUCCGAGAAGAACGUGGCUUCGACGACGACUGGCCCGGUAUGAGAAUCAUAAAACGUCUUGUCGAGAUUUCCUGUGGUCUCUUCAUAUGGGCCUCAACUGCGUGUCGUUUCAUCCGCGAAGGUAGACGGCUUGCCAAGAGCCGGAUCAAGAUUCUAAUCAAUGGGUAUAGAUCUGGUGCGGGUCCAGAAAAGCAACUAGACCUCAUAUACACCAACGUCCUUCGAAAUUCGAUCCAGCAGGACUACAACGAGAAAGAAAAGGAAGAGUUAUACGGCAUGCUUCGAGAAGUUCUUGGGAGCAUCGUGAUCCUCUGCUCUCCCCUUUCUAUGGAAUCAUUGGCAAAGUUGCUCGCAAUUCCCCUGGAUGAUAUCAAGGAUACCCUUGCCGACUUGCAUACCAUCUUCAACAUCCCUCCCCAAACGUCAUAUCCCCUUCGUCUACAUCAUCCCACAUUUCGUGACUUCCUUCUAAAUAAGGAGCGGUGUAGUGAUCUCGAUUUUUGGGUGGACGAGAAACAGGCCCACCAAGCUUUAGCCGACAGCUGCCUCGCCCUUAUGUCGAAGAAACUCAAAAGUGACAUAUGUGGCCUCGGAUCACCCGGCACUCUUGUGGACGACAUCGACCCCGAUUUAAUAGAACGAUGUAUCUCUCCAGAUCUCCAAUACGCUUGUCUCUACUGGGUUGAGCAUUGCCGACAGAGUGGGAGGCGUCUCGCCGAUGGUGAUCCAAUCGACCGCUUCUUCAGGGAGCACUUCCUUCAUUGGCUCGAGGCUAUUAACCUAAUGGGUAAGAGCGCUGAAAUGGGUGCCAUCAUAAGAUUGUACCAUGCCCUCCUUAUGCCAGAUGCUAAUCCACGUCAAUUACCGUUCGUCAAAGAUGCAAGGCGAUUCAUCUUCAAAUUUCAGAAUAUCAUCAAACGGGCACCCCUCCAAACAUACUGCGCGGCGCUUUCUUUUGUCCCCUCGACCAACGAAUUGAAAUUUCAAUUUCGAAGUCAGAUGCAUCCUUGGAUCAAAGGUAUCCGAAUCGCCGAAGCAGAUGUACCGGCGGCUAAGGAUGAGUUCAACUAUGUUAGUGACCUAGCGUUCACGCCGGAUAGCAAACAAAUUGCAUCGGGAUCAAAUUUCGAGGCCGUCAGAUUUUGGGACGUAGCAUCAAAAACCACGCUUGCCAAAUACGAGGGUGCGACAGAUAAGAUGAGUUCAGUUGCCAUCUCGCCCGAUGGAAUGACCAUCGCGGCGGGUUCGGAUGACUUCACAGUCAUGGCAUGGGACAUUAAAACAAGGGCAUUGCGGUAUUCCAUCAAAGCCCAUUCUGGCUGGGUCAACUCCGUAUUCUUCUCACCGGAUGGAAAGAUCCUUGCGUCUGGCGCUAUGGACGAAACAAUCGCGCUUUGGGAUGCGCUUACUGGGCGGGAAAUUAAACGGAUUGACAACCAGUCGAGCUGUGUUAACACCGCCACCUUUUCUCCAGAUGGUUCAUUAAUCGCGACGGGCUCCGUCGACGGGAUGAUCAGGCUCUGGGAUGUUUCAAAUGACUCGGAAGAUAUACGCUUAAUACUCGACGGCCAUUCAGGUUGUGUCAACUCCGUCCGAUUCUCUCCAAAUGGAAAUCGAAUCGUCUCUGGCUCUGAUGAUAUGACAAUCAAGCUUUGGGGUACCACCACAGGAACAGAGUAUAUGACGCUUAAGGGACAUACGAAAAAGGUCAUGGCUGUCGCAUUUUCGCUGGAUUCUCAUCUUAUCGCAUCCGGUUCUGAAGAUAAGACUGUCAGAAUCUGGGACGCUGUAAAUGGCACCGCGGUAGCUAUUCUGAGAGACCAUACGAGCGGCCUCAACUCUGUUCUAUUUUCUCCUAACGGCAAGCUACUCGCAUCAAGUUCCUUUGACGACGAAGUAAGGCUCUGGGAUACAAAUACUUGGGCACUAGUCGGUAAGCUUGACGACUUCGAGGAGGAUAUCAACCCUGGCAUACUACCCAGCCGACAAUCUUCUACUAUAUCUACAGGAGAGAUGAUGGAAAGUGUUAUGCCAUCCAAGGGCCACUCUAGCACAAUUACUCGCGUAGUAUUCUCGCCGGAUGGCCAAUGGCUUGCUUCCGGUUCAGAAGACGCGACGAUUAAGAUCUGGCUGAGGAAAAGGGAGCACCAUAAACUUGGAGGCCAUUCCGAUAGAAUCAACGACCUUGCAUUUUCGCCGGAUAGCGAUCUCAUAGCGUCAGCCUCGGCUGACAAGACUGUGAGGCUAUGGAGUGUAGCAACUGGAGUGGCUUCUCACAUAUUUGAAGGCCAUUCGGAUAGUGUCCUCGCUGUCCUCUUCUCACCAGAUGGCCAACUCGUCGCUUCGCGUUCCAAUGACACUACAAUUAUACUCUGGGACCCAUCAAUAGGAGUGGCACUGGGUAAAGUAGAAGGCCACUCAGGACCGGUCAAUGGUAUCGCUUUCUCGCCGGACAAUCGCUUUAUUGUGUCAUGCUCAGUGGAUACGACGGCUCUUCUUUCCGACCUAGAAAACAAUGCAGCAUCUGUAAUGCUCCGAGGUCACACCGGCCCGGUCAAUUCAAUUGCAUUCUCAUCAGACAGCAAACUACUCGUGUCUGGUUCAGAGGAUUCUACCAUCAGAUUUUGGAGCAAAUUGGGGGCGGGAACUGGCGUAAUAAGGGACACACUUCCUAUUAAUUCCGCAUGUUUCUCUCCCGACAGUCAGCUGAUGGCUUCUUGCUCGAUUGACGGGACUAUCAGACUCUGGGACCCGAUCUCCAAGUCCGCGGUAGGCUCACUCAAUGUAGGUACAGUUGUUCGAAAUCUUUCCUUUUCUAGUUGCGGCCAAUACCUUGAGACUGACAGAGGAGUAUUGAAUAUUGCCUCUUUUAACAUUCCUUCUUCCUCUUCUCUCUUUUCUUCUACCCGUCCAUAUUCCCUAUUUGUAACUCACGAUUGGCUGAGGAGAGAUAUGGAAAAUGCACUUUGGCUUCCUAAUGAGUACCAUGCGACCGACGUGGCUACCUGGGGUAACUUAAUUGUACUGGGGCAUUCAACCGGGUCAAUUUCAUUUAUCGAGUUUAGGAUAUGA